Molecule: messenger RNA, 827 nt
Organism: Salvia splendens (bonfire salvia)
Lineage: Eukaryota; Viridiplantae; Streptophyta; Magnoliopsida; Lamiales; Lamiaceae
Exons: 1
Coding region: 96-602 (168 amino acids)
Source: RefSeq, a predicted model, not a curated record
CACGCAAAUACCAUUUCCCAUCCUUACAGUUAUAUAUACACGCCUAAAUUCCAUCCCUUCAACUAGAAACAGAGAUCAUUAAUCCAACAGAAAUCAUGGGGAAUUACACCUCCUGCGCCUUCGUCGCUCCCAAGCUCAGGAGUCCUAAAUCGGCGAGGGUCCUCCUCCCCAGCGGCGAGGUCCGCCAGUUCCGCAACCCGGUCAAGGCGGCGGAGCUCAUGCUCGAGGCGCCUAAUUUCUUCGUCGUCAACUCCAAAUCCCUAGCCAUCAACCGGCGAUUCUCGCCGCUCGCUGCGGACGAGGAUCUCGAGUUCGGGAACCUCUACGUCAUGUUUCCGAUUAAGCGAUCGAGCUCCGUCGUCACCCCCGCCGACGUCGCCGUCUUCCUGAUGGCGGCCAGCUCCGCGCCGAAGCGGAUCGCCGGCGGGAGGAUAUCCCCCGCGGCGGCGGAGGCAGUUGAAACGGCGUCGUCCGCAGCGGAAAGCACGAAUGGAUUGGAUUUGGAGGCGGUUGCGCCGGGGUAUCAGUAUAGGCUUUCGGUUUGCCGAUCGAAGCGGCCGGGAUUGGAUACGAUUCUAGAAGAGCCUGUAUUUUUUAGAUAAAAUUUAAUAAAAAAAAAUUAAUUGUUAGUUAAAUUUUAUUUUUAGUUUAGGGUAGAUUAGUCUUUUUCGCGUAUUUAUAUUUGUAGUUUUACUGCUUUUAUUAGAAUGGGGGUGCGUGGGAUUCUCAAUUCGCAUUAAUUCAUUCUAUCUAUAUCUGGAAAAUCGGAUUGGAAAUAUUGAGAUUGAUUUGUAGUAAUGAAGUUAGAUAAUUAUUCAAACGCGUUA